Molecule: messenger RNA, 6427 nt
Organism: Colossoma macropomum (tambaqui)
Lineage: Eukaryota; Metazoa; Chordata; Actinopteri; Characiformes; Serrasalmidae
Gene: snapc3
Product: small nuclear RNA activating complex, polypeptide 3
Exons: 9
Coding region: 15-1154 (379 amino acids)
Biological process (GO): snRNA transcription by RNA polymerase III; snRNA transcription by RNA polymerase II
Cellular component (GO): snRNA-activating protein complex
Molecular function (GO): bent DNA binding; core promoter sequence-specific DNA binding; RNA polymerase III type 3 promoter sequence-specific DNA binding
Source: RefSeq, a predicted model, not a curated record
GUCAACAGAGAAACAUGGCGGAAGGCGGAGUGAUGGAAAAUGUGCCGGUUUAUGAAAACGUCGACGUGAAUACAAAACCUUUUCACAUUGGCGCUUUCAGAAAUCUGUGGCUAGAAGUACUGAAACCUGAACAGUACUCCUUCAGUCAAACGGAGCCCGCGGUGGAGGACGUGGAGUUUAUGGAGGAGAUGGGGGUCUCUGCGGAAACGCUGGAGGAGCUCAAAACGAUCUGCAGCACUGACUCCCUGCGGAGCCAUCCAGCAGAUGAAGCUCCAGAUCCAGAUGUUGUGCCUCCAGAUCCAAAGUUGGCAACUUUAAAACUUCGGAAGAAGAAGCAAGAUUAUAAAAAGACUCUUGUACGGGAAAGCAUUGGAAGACAUGACAUAUAUGCCAAUGAAAUGGAGAUGCUUGCUGUGGGCAGGAAGACUGACAACCCUCAGAACUCAGUACCUGAGGGGGAAAUCAUUUUAACUUUCAACAUUGUGUAUCCUGUCCUUUUUGAGCGGUUCAAGUAUGUAAGGGCGUAUCAGACUCUGCAUGUGCUGGGCUCUCAGAAGCUGACCGAGCUGAGGGAUGCUAUCUGCUGUGUCAGUGACCUGCAGGUGUUUGGGGAAUUCAGCAAUACACCUGACAUGGUGCCUCAGUUCAUCAGCAAGGAUCACUACAAAUCUGCUUUCUUCUUCUUUGAAGGGACCUUUUUCAAUGACAUGCGGUUUCCAGAAUGUCGGGAUAUCAGCAAGACCACCCGUGACUGGGCAAAGAAUAAUGACUUCCCAGAUUUUAAAACAGCAAAAAUGGAGGACACAAUUUUCUACGACCUGAGAAUGAAGGUGGGCUAUCCAUACCUGUACUGUCACCAGGGCGACUGCGAGCAUGUGGUCAUUCUCACUGAUAUCAGGCUGGCCCACAGGGAUGAUUGCCUGGAUGCAACGCUGUACCCGCUCGUGACUCACAAACACAGGGUCGUGACCCGGAAGUGCUGUGUGUGCCAUCUGUAUAUCAGCAGGUGGAUAACAACAAAUGACGCUCUUGCGCCGAUGGACCCCUGUCUGUUCUGUGAUCAGUGCUUCCGAAAGCUCCACUAUGACGAAGAUGGGAACAAACUGGGUGAUUUCCAAGCGUAUGUUUAUGUUGACCCAGGAGCGCUCAACUGAACCCAGUUUAAAGGGGCAAAUGUGAAUGUAAAUCUACUGCUGUGCAGUAUUGUUUUUCCUUCUUUUUGUUGACUAAGAAGAAAUGUUUUUUUGCUAACGAUACCUUUCUUCCCAAUUUAGAUGUAGCGAAUUGCCAACAUAGCAGUUCUCUGUCUUAUCUCAGGGUCAGGAAAAAAAUAAUUUCCAUAUGUUACAAAGCUCAUUCUGAGAGAAAAAAGGCUUCAUGUGAUUCCUAUACUGAUAAAGCAUCUCCUACUCAUUCUUGUUUAUUUUGUUUGUUUUUUUGUGUAAUGUUUGAGUUGAAUGUUUUGAGGAUGUUUUCUAAAGUGAAAUUAAUCAUGUAAUUACACUAUUUUCCUGCUCAGUUCUUCAAUAUAAAUAUUGAUUGAAUAUUGAGUCUUAGAGCUGUAGUAGCUUGUAUUCACUAUCAUCAGUUCUUACAAUAGGUAGUGUAUAAAUUAUGUGCAACAAAGGAUACAGGAUACCCGCAAUGCACUGUGAUGGAUUUGUUACACAGUGAUGAGCAAAUCGGGCUAAUGUGUACCAUUUUAUUUGCUAAAACAUGAAAUAUAUUCAUUAUAAUAUUGUUCUAUGAAGUGCUACAAUGUAGGGAAUAGUGAUUAGGGAUUAUUUCUGUUCCCAACAAUAGUGUUGUGCUGCAAUAUAGGGAAAAGGGGACUGUAGCAACCUCAAAUGUCUUGAUUCUUUUGUAAUUGUUUGAUACGCACCUUCUCUGCAUCAUGUACUGGAUUCAGUUCCCUCCAAUCAGAAAUAUUUUGUCCCCUAUAGCUGUCAGUUCACACCAGAUAUAUAAACAUUUCUUCUUUUGUUAGUCUGCAUAACAUGAUCAGGUCACAUGCAAAACUUGAUUGAUUAAUUUUGCUCAAACAAUGAACGGAAUGAGCAUUGUGACUUAAUGUAGGUAUUUGGUGGCCUUUGUGUUCUCUUUAAUAGUGUAAAUUAUCCUGAUUUUAAGGAUUAUUUCCAGUAAGUUUCAGGGCAGUAGCACCAGGAUAUAGCCUUAGGAAGGGGUCCGGAUUGCUGGCUUAGGAGUGGCAGACGGCAGAAGAAAACUCUCAUUACGCAGAAGUCAGUCUUGCCCCAGGCAGUUCACCCUUUAAGAGUCCUCUUGACACAGUGGUGCCAGGUAAUUUAGGGUCUGCAGACCUUGAUUACGUAGCUUAGAUAAGGUGGCAACUGCAGGAGAGCAAAAAUGUAAUUGUGCCUCACUUCCAGGGCUCUGUUAAAGAGUGAAAUGUGGUAAAAUGGAUUUCCAUCUUAUAUGACUAGAGCAAUCAUGUGACUUCACUUAGUAACAUAUGUAUACACACUUAUAUGCAUAGUUUGUGUUUUCUAUAUGUGCUUGAUCGAUAAAUUCUAGACCAGUGGUCACCAACCCCGGUACUGGAAAUCUACAAGUCUAGUUCCAACCACAAUCUGCCACACCUGAUCCAGCUAAUUAACUUAUUCUGAAGUCCUUGAUUGGCUGGAACAGAUGCAUUUGUGUUAGAUAAGAGGGGUUAAUAUGUUCAUGUUCAGGUUGGAAUAAAACUGCGGUUUUAAAGUAGAUCCACAGGAGAAGGGUGUGCGACCUCUGUUCAGUACAGUCUGAGUAAUACAGUGAAAGGCACCAAGCUUUACUCAACAUUGUAGGUUCCUGAAUACAAUAUGGGGACUAGAGGAAGACUGCUAAGAAUAUGCUUGACUAGUGCUUGGGAUGUGGUUGCUAUUUGCUAAUGAACUUAAAUGGCUACUACGUUAAGGGCUAUUAACAUUUUCAAGAUUAUCUAACACUAAGUACCUUUCUAUUACACCCUUGCCCUAAAGCUGAAGUUUGUCAGACAUGCCUGGUCCCUGUCCUGGUCCACUUGGGUGUUUAAAUUCAGGCCUUGAGGGCCAGUUUUUAGACCUGUAUCUGUGGAGCAGGGAUGCCCAGUCUUAUCCAUGAAGCGUCAGAGAGGCUGCAAGAGGCUGUAGUAGCAGCCCCCUUAAAGCCUGAAUUUUGUUCAUGAUGUGCAUUUUGCAGUGUGCCAUAUGCAGUGUUGGGGUAGUUAUUCAAAAAGUAACCCAUAGCAUAAUUACUAAUUACUACUCUCAAACUGUGAUGGGUUUGCUUACUACUUCCUGGAAAAGUAACAAUUAUCACUAACUCUGUUAUGCUCUACAAUCCAAAAACAUAUGUACCAACUGUACAAGGGAAAACCCCCCAAAAAAUUGUAUUAAUAAGAAAGGCUUGUCACUAUCCCUGCCUUCAAACAAGACAUAGGUAGUUGCUGCUGUCAAAGAUUGUGUGGCUUGAUUGAUAUUGUGAUGUGCUGGGUUCUCAGAAGAAACUCAGAGGAAUCAAAGUUCUGGUCCAUACUUGGCUUUACUUGAAUUACUGAGAUAAACACUCUGCUAGCUCUCGCCUCUUGAAGAACCUUCAAAAUAAAACUCCUUGGCAGACUGAGUCUAACAAAAUCAUUUACUAUGAAAUAAAUAGCCUAAAAUAAGCAGGACCAACAUUUCUUUAAGAGUAAAUAAACAGAAACAGGCAUGACUGACGCCACAAUACAUACUUUGGAAGUAGGAUGACAUUUGAUGUUAACGUGUGUUAUUUCCAUUUUUAAGAUAAAGUAUAUUUAAUAAAGAAUUCAGAAGAACACUGUCUCUACUGACUCGAUAUUACAAAAUAAGCUGCAUGUGGGUAGCUUAAAACAAUCCUGCUGAAAAAAGGCCAUUAAAGCCAUUAGGUUUAGGUGGUUUUGCUUUCUAAGGGGAAUUGGCUUUAAAGUCACAGAUGUACAGUUGUAUCAGGAUCUACAUGAGGGACUAGAUAAAGAUUUUAGGGGGCCCAGUGGCUGCAGGCCACCCUGCACAGUGGGCCCUAAUGCCAUUGCCCCUUCCCGUGUAUGGCAUAUCAUUUAGCAUGAUGUCACUGUGUAUUUUACUCCUGGCUUAAAACGCCUUCCCAUGUCCUAAUAUAUGAAUGCUUUUGUGUUCAUCAGUGUGAAUGAGAGAGACAGAAUGAAGAAAUAAAUGUUCUCUGAGGCUGCAGUGUCCUCUCCAGCAUUCUUAGAUUUAGUGCUCUUCUCCUCAGGGCUGGAGUCUCCGUUCAAAACCCUGUUAUCUGUGAAAACACACACACACACACCACUAAGACUCCCACACUUGCGUAUUGCAGCUGUGAAAUGUAUUUGUCAUGAAGGCUUGUGCAUGUGAUGCUGAGCAUCAGAGGAAUAAAAAGCUCCAUCAAUCUAUAACGCUUCCCUUAACUGCUGUUGCGUCACAGUUCACACCCAAACUGCAUAUAAAUCAGCUUACAUUCCACAGCAAAUCUCUCUUAAAGGUCAGCUCGGGUAGCGUGCGAUCAUUUGCGGAAAUGGCCGCACCUACGUAAAUGUGGUUCACACAGGAAAGGAAAAGAGUUGUUUUAGGAAAUACUUCCAAACCAUAAAGUUACAGGUAUUAAAUGUGUACUAUAUAUUGAGCAUUGGGUAUGCUCCUAAAGAUUACAUGUAUGUGCAAUACUGUAGAAAAGUCUUAGGCACCUAAGUAAAUUAUUUUAAAUGAAUAAUCUUGGCAGUAAGUCUGCUUAUUCUUGUAAAAACACCACAUCAUUAGAUACAUCAGAUUUGUUCAAUUCCGUCAGCAGCAGACCAGAUUUAACAUAAUGAAGUAUUUAUCAGUCCAAUCAGGUGUUGGACAAUAACUACAAAUAAUACUCGACAGUACUAGAAAAUACUAAUGAUGAGAGGUUUGAAUGAGGUUAAAUGAACAUUGACGUACAUAAAAUCACUACUUUUUGUAUUUGUAUCAUUUGUAUUUAUUGUAAUAGUGUUUUUUCAGAGCAAAUAAAUGCUUAGUGCCUAGAUAAACAGCUUUCUAAAUCUAAUUUACUCAGGUGCCUAAAACUUUUUUAGCAUUAAUGUAAACAUUCUGAAAAGUACCAGGUCACUCUUAGACAGAACACACCCUGGGUUAGAUUGACAUAUUUCAUAUUGUCUAAAUGCUGGGUUACGUUAAUCCCAUAAAUGGGUUAUUUUUAUUCCAAUACUUACAGUAAUUCAGUUAGUACAGUAAGUAAAGAAAAAAUACAUUUUUACACAGUAGUUGGCGAGACCAGAGGCUAAAUUUGGCAAGAACGAUGACAAACACCAGACAAGUCCAGGUAUAAUACUAUUGAGUCCUAGUCCAUAGUAAAUGAGAAAAAAAUAGUCUGGAGGCUGCACCAUAGUACUCAAUCAAUAACGGUCAUCCCACUGUCAAUUCAAAUUUUUAUUUUAUUUAUUUAUUUUUUUUGGGUGAUGGUUAGCACCACAAACAGUGCUCUAUUGCUUUUCUUGGUUAUCUUGCUGAUGUUAUAUUGCUGAUGUGUCACCUAACGAGCACAGUGAUGGGGGAGGCGGGCAGCUUGGUUCAGCAGAUGAGUGAUUUAUGACAUAUUGCCAAAAGUGUUCAGUGAGUGUCCAAUACCACAUGGCAUGUAUAUAGUUGUCUGGUGUGUUUAAUGAGCAGUGCGAGCAAAUUUCAGUGUCUGCAAAUCCCAUUUUAGAUCAUUUUUGUAUAAGGUGAAGGUUUUUGAUUGUUGGGUCUGAUUCAGAUAUUAAUCUAUACAUUUUGGAUAAGAGUUUACUUGAGGAAAGAAUAUUGAGGAAAUCAGAAAUUGGUGGGAUGAGGGCUAAUAUAUUUCCUUCGAAUUUGUAUUCGAGAAACUGGUUGUUCUCUAUGCCACAUGUCUGGGUUUACACGUGAGAAGGAUGUGAAGUUACAGUUCUGAAAGAUGUGAUAGAAAUGCGUAACAUCUUUUUCUAUCCAUUUGUAUCGAUUUGGUAUCUUUAUAGUUGCUGGGAAGACAGGUUUGUGCCAUAUGAGUGUUUGGUGAGUGAAAGUAUAGCGUUUGUGAGCUUGUGAAAUCUCCACCAGGCUGUUAGAGUUGAUGUUAUUAUUAGGCUUUUAAAACAAAGGUGGUGUUUGAGUGUUGGACUAAGAAAGGGUAAGUCUGAGAUUUGAAUUUCAUUACUUACUUUCAUUACUUCAUUACUUGUUAGAAUUUGUUCUACUUCUCUCCAUGGUUUGUCUAUCUGAUUAGGUUUUAUCCAUUUGACUACAUACUGUAGUUGAUUGGCAAAUAGAUAUUGCUGAAAGUUAGGGGCUUCGGGGCCUGCCUGAGGUUUAGGUUUUUAUAAUGUUGUUAGUUUAAGUCUAGGUGGCUUGUUUUUCCAAUAAAACUUGGAGAUAAUGGAGCCAACCAGCUAGGGGGGAGGUUGAAUAAGAAUAAUUGAACAUAAGUA